Molecule: messenger RNA, 2247 nt
Organism: Trifolium pratense (red clover)
Lineage: Eukaryota; Viridiplantae; Streptophyta; Magnoliopsida; Fabales; Fabaceae
Exons: 2
Coding region: 836-1255 (139 amino acids)
Source: RefSeq, a predicted model, not a curated record
AGCUAAACAUAGUUAGAAGCUACUUUAGACUAGUACAAGUGUGGCUUAUAAAUACAUGUACAUGGAAUCCUGAGUUUCGCAAAUGGCGACAGAAGGAUCAGAUGCUGAUAUCGUGGAUCCAAACGAUGAUUUCUAGUGAAAUUCUUGCUCAUGUCGUUGGAAGCAAUCACACGUUCGAGCUAUGGAACAAGAUCCUUUCGCAUUUCCAUAAACAGAUGCGAGCCAAAGCGCGUCAACUUCGUGUUGAGUUAAGUUCCACAAAGCUUGAAGAUCGUACGGUAAAAGAGUAUUUGCUUCAAAUUCGUCUUCUUAUUGAUAAUCUCAGUGCUAUUGGUGAUCCUGUACCUCUUAAUCAUCAUCUUGAUAUAAUCUUGGAGGGUUUACCCUCAGAUUUCAACUCUGUUAUUUCUGUUAUCGAAAGUAACUUCGAUUCCAUGGAUAUGGAUGAAGCUGAAGCCUUGCUUCUGGCUCCUGAGACAUGCUUAGAAAAGUCUAAGAAGAAGACACUUGAUGAAGUUGCAUCUCUCAAUUUGGCUCAAGCAUCGUCUUCCAAAUCUACUCCAAACACUGAAACUGAUUCCACUCCACCAUCUGUUAACUCCACCACUGGUCCAGAUCCUUCUCGUUUCAACUCUUAUCGUGGUAGAGGCGGUAGAAAUGGUCGUGGUCAUGGAGAAGGAGGAGGACGCUAUUCUAACACUCAGUGCCAGAUCUGUUACAAAACUGGUCACCCUGCCUCUGAGUGCUGGCACAGGAGUAAUCUACAGUAUCAGCCUCAAAUUCCUCCAAAUUAUCAUGUUGGCUAUAUGGUCACAAUCCACCUGGUUAUGGAUUCAUGCCCUAUCCUGCAGCACACUACAAUGGCUUUGGCAAUGGCUUUGGAGCCUCUUCAUCUCGUUUCAAUCCAUACUUGCCUCGUUAUCCCUCUCCAAUGCGUCCUUCAUCCUCUCAGGCCACUAAUGCUGUCCUUCUACAUGGCACUGUGGGAUCUGAUGGCUUAUACAAAUACAAGUUUCCAAGCCUCAAUAUUCAACCUGCUCAAUCUGUUCCAGAUUUAUUUUCAAAUAAUAAACCAACUGUUUGUACUAUUCAUAAUUCUACCAGUACUAGUAAUAGCAUGCAUCCUUUGCCUUCCUGUUCUACUUACCUAUGGCAUCUAAGGCUAGGCCAUCCAAAUGAACACAUUUUGAAACUUGUUUUGAAAAAUUGUAAUCUUUCCUUCAGUAAUACAAAUAAAGAUGCUUUGAAUUUUUAAACAGUUUAAGUCUAUGGUUGAACUUCAACUUGGCCAUUCUAUUAAGUCCCUUCAAACUGACUGGGGGGGUGAAUUCUGGCCAUUCACCCAAUACCUACAAAGUCUUGGCAUUAUACACCGUCUUAUCUGUCCUCACACCGACCAUCAAAAUGGGGUCAUUGAACGAAAACAUAGGCAUAUUGUUGAUUUGGGCCUCACACUUUCAAGCCAAGCCUCUUUGCCCCUAAAAUACUGGGACCAUGCCUUUCUAGCUUCUGUUCAUCUUAUCAACAGAUUACCUAGCUCCACUCUUCAAUUCAAAAUACCCUAUACUGUUCUAUUUAACAAAAACCCUGACUACCCCUCUUUCAAGGUCUUUGGUUGUGCAUGCUUUCCACUCUUAAAGACCUUAUAAUGCUCAUAAGUUUGAUUUCAGGUCACACGAGUGUCUCUUUUUGGGGUACUCCUCUGUUCACAAAGGUUACAAGUGCGUUUCACCCUCUGGACGUAUCUAACAUGGUAUCAGAUUAGUCCUUUGAUCCAUGGCUGAUUCCGCCGCGUUUAAGCAUAGUUAGAAUCCAGCUAAGCAUUAGUUAAUCUGAUAUGUCCAGCUAAGCAUAGUUAGAACACAAAUAAGCAUAGUUAGAAUCCAGCUAAGCAUAGUUAGAAGCUACUUUAGACUAGUACAAGUGUGGCUUAUAAAUACAUGUACUUGUAACUGAAAAGAUUCAGAAUGAAAUAAUACAAAUCAAGAAGCAAAAGUUUGUUACAGAUUCGGUUAUGAAUUCUCUGAAAGUUAACAUACUUUUUUGUUUGAUGUUCUUCACAGUUACUUGGCACUAACUGGUUCACUAACUUGUUGAAUUACUAUAUGCCUAGGUGGAUGAUCUCUCUAGGAUGUAUAGAUUUUGCCCUACUAAAUUGCUGGAUCCUAUUGCCAAUGUAUUCAAGCAGGUUGGUUUAUUUACGUAAUGCUAUACUUUAUUUAAUGAUGUAUUAUGAUGAUUGCUUAA